GUGUGGAUAGCUAGCUAACUGGGCUUGGUGGUAUAUCAGUCACUCGUGCACUUAGCUAGUUAUGUAGUUAAAGCCAAAGCUCUCAGAUGUGUAUGGCUAACUAGCUAGCUACUGUUAGCUAACUAACCCCUGUCUGGCCUACUGGAGACAGUAGGCUUUUGCCAGAGUAGCGGAUAUACGAGAACGGAGUUCAGCGUUCCUUGGCUAUUGCCAGAGAUGUCACCACCCUUCUCUGUCUGUCUUGUUUAGUAUAAUGAGUGACUGUGCUAUUAGCACCCAACACUAGUUCUCUGUAUUGCGUUUUAAUGGUUGCAAGAGUUUACAGAGUGAAGGGGAGAUGUCUAGUAGUACCCAGCUGAGCAUCCGGCAUUGGACCACCAAGCACGUUGCCAAGUGGCUGAAGGACGAGGGCUUCUGCCACUAUGUAGACCUACUGUGCAACAAGCACCGUCUGGAUGGCAUGUCCUUACUCACCCUAAGUGAAUACGACCUCCGCUCUCCCCCACUGGAACUCAAGGUGCUGGGGGACAUCAAGAGGCUGAUGGUGUCCCUCCGCAAGCUGCAGAAACAAAACCUGGAUAUCCUGGAGGAGCUGGGGGUCCCAUUCGACGGACACUCGCCUCAGGGUGGGGACUGGCACUGCAACGGAGACUCCAGUAGAGAGAGCGAUAACUCUAACACAGACACAGCACCGGUUGGAGAGCAGUAUCUUGAGUAUAGGAAUGGGAAGUACAAGCAUGGAGGGAGCGGGAGGCUGGACCCUGAGUACUGGAAGACGGCGCUUAGUGCCAUCUAUGUGGUGUUUGUGUUCGGAUUUACCUCUUUCGUUAUGGUGAUCGUGCACGAGAGGGUGCCGGACAUGCGCACUUACCCUCCCUUGCCAGACAUUUUCUUAGACAGUGUACCUAGAAUACCAUGGGCCUUUGCCAUGGCAGAGGCAUGUGGAGUCAUCCUGUGUAAUAUCUGGCUGCUAGUUCUGCUGCUGCACAAGCACAGGUCCAUUCUGCUGCGGCGGCUGUGCAGCCUCAUGGGGACAGUGUUUAUGCUGCGCUGCAUCACCAUGUUCGUGACCUCCCUGUCAGUGCCAGGACAGCACCUGCAGUGCUCAGGAAAGGUGUAUGGUGAUAUGUGGGCCAAACUGCAUCGAGCUCUGGCCAUAUGGAGUGGAUUUGGAAUGUCCCUCACAGGGGUCCAUACGUGUGGGGACUACAUGUUCAGUGGUCACACGGUGGUCAUCACCAUGCUCAACUUCUUUGUGACAGAAUACACCCCGCGGGGCUGGAACUUCAUCCACACCUUGUCCUGGGUCCUGAACUUGUUUGGCAUCUUCUUUAUCCUGGCGGCCCAUGAACACUAUUCCAUCGACGUCUUCAUCGCCUUCUACAUCACGACCAGGCUGUUCCUGUACUACCACACGCUGGCUAACACCAGGGCCUACCAGCAGAGUCGCAGGGCCCGCAUUUGGUUCCCCAUGUUCUCCUUCUUCGAAUGCAACGUCAAUGGCCCCGUGCCCAACGAGUACGGGUGGCCCUUCUCUAAACCCACCAUGAUCAGGAGCAUGAUUGGGUACUAGGUGGAGUCCACUGGUCUGCGAUGCAGCCACCACGACGUUGAUCUCUUCCAACACUGUUUACUGUGAGACCCGUUGUGUUUUUUUGCUGCUGCCGCUGCCUUCAAGGAGUUGCCAACUGUGGUUGUGUGAUAUUGACUUUAUAUUCCAAUGUCUGCAGAGACUGCGAACUGAGAUGGCUUGUAGGAUCCUAUCGGUGCCACGGUGCGACAGGGUACGGGAGACUUGACUACUCAUAUUCUGUGACUUAGUGGUUGGCUGGCGUUUGUCCCACGGCAGCCUGUUGAAAGGGAUUAAACUGUGUGGUUAAAAUGACACACUACUCAUUUUAUAAUGCACUACUUUAGACCAGAGCCCUAUGGCCUCUCGUCAAAAAUAAUGCACUACGUAGGGAAUAGGGUGCCGUUUUGGAUACAUGCUAAAGACUAAUUCUCUUCAUUUGAAAAGGGAUUGAGAUUUUUGCAGAUAUUUCCCACACCUUUUGCCAUGAUCAAUAACCAGGUAACAGAUAUGAUGUAAGUGCUUUAGUCAACUCAUCUCUUGUUAUGUCUUACGGUGUAUGGCAUGACAGCGAACUCGACAGACGAGUUGGCUAAAGCACAAACUGACCUGCUACUGCCAGGCUUGCAUUUCCACGCUUAACAGCUCUUAACUUGCAGUCUGAGGGAACGUUGAAGGUAAUAAGCAAGCUAGAGGUUUGGGGAAAAACAUGAAAGCGGAAUUCUCAGGCAGCCUAUUGUAACCAAAUUUUUUUUUUUUUUUAAGUCCAAUAGAAUUUGUUAAUCUAAAAUUCAACAGUAUUAUAUUAAAAAAAUCUUCAUUUAUAUAUCCUGAGAAAUUAGGGUAUAAUAUUAUUGUGGUUUUAUCUGGCUCUAAUACAGGUAUGGCCCACUUCUUUAAAAAAAAUUUUUUUUAAGCAAUUUUCAAAAUGUCAAAGAUGAUACUGUUCCUGAAUUUCUGUAUAACAAUAUCUAAGUUCCAGAUGUUGUGACCGGUCUUGUUACUUGUUUAUCUUUAUUAAUUUGGGUAGUGUGAAAAGCUUCUGCAUUCCUUAAGACACUACUGUGGGUUUUGGCUGUAUUACUAGAAUGCUGAAUUAGUCAUGUUGACAUGAACUACAUGACCAAAAGUAUGUGGACAUCUGCUUGUCGAACAUCUCAUUCCAAAAUCAUGGGUGUUAAUAUGGAGUUGGUCCCUGCCCUCUUGCUGCAAUAACAGCCUCUACUCUUCUGGGAAGGCUUUCCACUAGAUGUUGGAACAUUGCUGCUGGGACUUAAUUCCUUUCAGCCACAAACAUUAGAGGUCGGGCAUUGAUGUUAGGCAAUUAAGCUGGGCUCGCUGUUGGUAUUUCAAUUCAUCCCAAAGCUGUUCGAUGGGGUUGCGGUCAGGUCUCUGUAGGCCAGUCAAGAUCUUCCACACCGAUCUCGACAAACCAUUUCUGUAUGGACGUCGCUUUGUGGACGGGGGCAGUGUCAUGCUGAAACAGGGAAGGGCCUUCCACAAAGUUGGAAGAACAGAAUUGUGUAGAAUGUCAUUGUAUGCUGUAGCGUUAAGAUUUCCCUUCACUGGAA
Molecule: messenger RNA, 3141 nt
Organism: Salvelinus namaycush (lake trout)
Lineage: Eukaryota; Metazoa; Chordata; Actinopteri; Salmoniformes; Salmonidae
Product: sphingomyelin synthase-related protein 1-like
Exons: 6
Coding region: 338-1573 (411 amino acids)
Biological process (GO): ceramide biosynthetic process
Cellular component (GO): endoplasmic reticulum membrane; Golgi membrane
Molecular function (GO): ceramide cholinephosphotransferase activity; protein binding; sphingomyelin synthase activity
Source: RefSeq, a predicted model, not a curated record